GGAGGUGGGACUGCAUCAGGGAUCAGCCCUGAGAGUGGUGACGUAAGCUGAGAGUUGAAAGGUGUGUUUUUCCAUCAGACGACCUGUUGUCCUGAUCUGGGAUCAGCGCGGCGGCCACGCGCAACUCAAACGGGCGGACGACGCUGAUCCCGGGUCGGCGAGCGCCGGGACCCGCUGUCCCGCUUUCCCGGUCUCGCUUCUUUUUUUUUUUCUUUUUUACCUCGGACGUGCGGUUCCUGCGCGCGUGUGUGCGCACGCGCUCGCAAACGCAGUCAGCGGACGUGCGCGCGCGCGAUCGCUCUCUGGGCCGCCGUGAGAGGUUCAGACGACGUGAGCAAUGUGGGAAAGUUGCACUUUUCUUCCUCGCGAGGAACUUGAAGCGAACGCGAGGAAACUUUUCACUCGGGCAGUCGGCCUCCUCCUCCUCGACGCUUUUGUACGUUUGCUAAUUCAAGGAAAUCUUGUUUCACACCUGCGGAAUUUCUGAGCUCAUCGCGUCAGUGAACGCCGCUUGCAGGCGGGCAGCAAGCUAACGGCUAGCUCUUGGCCACCUCCGGACUGUUUCAAACGCACUUUUUGCGCCCGUUUGGCGAUUAAGUGGAGCGCCCGAUGCCGUCGCCGUUCCCCGAAGACUAAAAGACGAAAGCUCGAGCAGGCGGCUAGUGGACUUAUCGGGGCGGCGAAAAGUGGGGAAAGCGCGGCGGCUAACUCGCUAGCAUGCCGCAGCUGAGCGACGACGGCGACUUGGGCGCCAGCGACGAGCUGAUCCAGUUCCACGAAGAGGGCGAGCGCGACGACAAGAGAACCGGAACCGCCGCCGAGACGGACCUGGACGACGUCAAGUCGUCCCUCGUCAACGAGACCGAGACCACCAACGGCGCGUCGGGUUCCGAGGCGGCCAACAGGCGAGCCGGAACCGAGCCGGACGCGCCCGGCCGGGCCAGGCACAACCGGCUGUCAGGAGAAGCGCUGAGGUGGCAGCAGACCGCUGGGGGUCUCUUCGCGCCGUCGCCCUAUGUGGGCUACCCCUUCUUCGUGAUUCCGGACCUGCGCCGGUCCUAUCUGGCCGGCGGAGGACUGGCAGCGGCACGCGCGUAUUUUCCUCUCCAGUGGCCCCUGCUGGACAUUCCGGGAAGAUCAGCCAUGAGAGACUCGGCCACGCCCGUUCACCUGUCUAGCGGUGUGCACGCCGACGUGGGUCAUCUCCACCCGCUGCUGUCCCGCCGCCCCGAGGGCUUAUUCCCGCCCCAGAGGGCGUCGCCUGGCUUCUCGCCCGACCCAGGCUCAUCCCGCCCGCCGCACGUCGCCUGCUAUCCUAUAUCGCCCGGGGGCGGGGCUCACGCGUUUGAUUGGCUGCAGGGUCAGCCGGUGUACCCGAUGACGGGAGGCUUCUCGCCCGCCACCCUCGGCAUCAAUGCCUCCGUGUCAAGCCUGGUGUCGAGCGGCUUCUCUUCCGGUGGCCCGGCGAGCAGCUCGUCGCCGUCGGCCUACGUCUCGGCGGCCGUCAAACUGGAACCCCGAGAACCCAGAGAACCCCGAGAACCAGGCCUGUUGAGGAAGUCGGCGGCGCCGAUGGUGGGCACGCAGGCCGUCGAUCAGAAGGUCAAAGCUCACAUCAAGAAACCUCUCAACGCCUUCAUGUUGUUUAUGAGGGACGAGAGGCCCAAAGUGGUGGCGCAGUGCCAAGUCAAGGAGAGCGCCACCAUCAACCAGAUCCUGGGACAGCGGUGGCAUUCCCUGAGCAAGGACGAGCAGGCCAAAUAUUAUGAGCUCGCCCGGAAGGAGCGCCUGCUCCACUCUCAACUUUACCCUGGAUGGUCGGCCAGAGACAACUACGGCAAGAAGAAGAAGAGGAAGAAAAGCAAGAGUGAUCCCCAACAAGACACCGGCGCAGACGAUUCCCCGCCACAGCCCAAGUGCGCGCACCUGUCCUCCUCCGUGCACGACGAGGCGCCUCACGCGCACGCCCCUCUCAUGCAUGCGCGUGCGCACACGUCUGCUGUCGACAUGCACACGCGCACCCGCCCGUCACGCCCGCGCACAGUCUCCCACCUCACGCACACGCACUUGUCCCAGGCCAGCCCCGCCUCCUCCGUUGACUCCCCGGCCACGCCCACCGCCGCGCUGGCAUCACCCGCCGCCCCGGCACCCACGCACACAGAGCAUACGCACUCAGUCACACAAUCGGCCUCGUACGGUGAGCACACGUCGCCGUACGCCGACCGGCCGCUCGCCCUCACUGCGAAGCCGCCGCGCGACACGCAUGCCCCGCGCCUGUCCGCGCCCACCUUGGAGCCACCCUCCCCGGCCCCACCCUCCUCCUCUCACAGACGAGCCAAUCAGCUGUAAGCGGUGGCGAGCCAGUCAGCCAUUAUCCAAAAAACAAAACAAAACAAAACAAAAAGCUUUUAAACGUUUUUUAAAUCCCAUUUCUUGUCGUAUGAAAACGACAAGUUUGUGGUCAAUAUUUGACUUUGUCGUCACGCGUGUUUUCGUUCGUGUUUUCACUCACAAAACUGCUUUUGUAAACCGGAAUAAAUAUUCACAACUUAA
Molecule: messenger RNA, 2553 nt
Organism: Phyllopteryx taeniolatus (common seadragon)
Lineage: Eukaryota; Metazoa; Chordata; Actinopteri; Syngnathiformes; Syngnathidae
Product: transcription factor 7-like 1-B
Exons: 12
Coding region: 718-2349 (543 amino acids)
Biological process (GO): canonical Wnt signaling pathway; regulation of transcription by RNA polymerase II
Cellular component (GO): beta-catenin-TCF complex; catenin-TCF7L2 complex
Molecular function (GO): RNA polymerase II cis-regulatory region sequence-specific DNA binding; DNA-binding transcription factor activity, RNA polymerase II-specific
Source: RefSeq, a predicted model, not a curated record